UCCUUAACAAAUAAUGCCAUUUGGAGAGAUUAACGUUAACCUCUCCAAAUAUCUCUCUAAUAAAAAAACUUUUCUGUUCCUACCAACAACUGAUCAAGUAUCAAAAAUCUCCUCCGCAAAGGUUGUUGGUUUUUUCCUAACCGCUAAACCCCCUUUGUUUCUGAAAACCAACAAAACAAAACCACAUUCACUAUUUGUAUUGUAAUAACCCGUGUUCAUAUUUUGUCUUUCACUUUCACAUUCUCAUAAUCAUAUCAGAACUCUAAAAUGGGACAAGAAUCAGAUUCCAAAGCCAAGUUGGUGUUAGAAAUUUGCUCCAUUUCUACACGUUCUGCAUCUUGUGUUCAUAGGAUUCCAACCAAGACAAUUUUCAUUGACUGGUAUUGCAUUCUUGGAGUAGAAGAAAAUGCAGGAGUAAAUACCAUACGCAAAAGAUACCAUAAACUUGCCUUACAACUUCAUCCAGAUAAGAACAAACAUCCAAAAGCUGAAAUUGCCUUCAAACUUGUUUCUGAGGCAAAUGCAUGUCUAACAAAUGCAGCAAAGAGAGAAGCUUUCGACUUCGAGAGGUACAAGAAUUUCUGCAUUGAGUGCAAAAGAAUUCCAUAUACAUCAUCAGGCAAUGUUUCUGUCAAUUCAAGUGGUUCAGGUUUCAAGGCAUGGAAUAUUAUCACAAAAUCAAGAUCUUUUAAGUUUUGGAGAAAUAUUAAGGAUAUUAGAGAGAGAUUUAAUGAGGAGGCUAAGGUGGUUGAGAAUUGUAUGAGAGUAAAUUCAAUGUCAAGGAAUGAAUCUCCACUCUACAAUCCAGAUAGUUAUCUACAUAGAAGCAAGUCACAUAGAUUUGAGAAAGAAACGCCUGUUUUCAAUCCAUCUGACUACUUGUACCAAGGCUAUCCUCAUAUGAGAGGUCUUAUUAACAAGAAUCCUUCCGCAUUUUGGUAUUUGCAGACAUCUAGUAUGCUGCACAAUGAGAAGAGAGGAGCGCAGCAUAGCUCGCCUGUGUUUGAGGUCAAAUCAAGGAGUAUGUUUACAAACCAAUUUGCUUUUGUACCAUCAAGAUAUUAGCUUUUGAACAUUUUUACGUUCAAUUAAAGCAAUAUGAUUGUCUCAUUCUUGUUUCUUUAAAAGAUUAUUUACCUUUCA
Messenger RNA from Medicago truncatula (barrel medic), 1143 nucleotides. RefSeq names its product J protein JJJ2. Lineage: Eukaryota; Viridiplantae; Streptophyta; Magnoliopsida; Fabales; Fabaceae. The transcript has 4 exons. The record is from RefSeq and is a predicted model, not a curated record. Bases 268 to 1065 code for a protein of 265 amino acids.